AUGGCAACAUCAUCGGAUCAGCAUGGAGGAAAGGAGCCUAUGUCGCCCCGUGCGGCAAGGGCGAAGCUAGCGGAAGCCCUGGGAAAACUUGACAUCAUGGAGGAGGAGGCGACUCCGCUGGUGCUGGAUGACCGGGAAGAUGGGGCGCCGGCGAAGUGGAUGCUGGCAGUAAAGCUGAAUUUGCAAAUCAACGGGAUCGUGAUCGUGUAUGGGAGGGAUCGCCAUGGCAUGUUUGAUAGGCUGCAACUUUGGGCUAGAGUUGUAAACCUUCCCUUCAAUCUGCAGGAUGAUAAAUGGAGUGCUGCUAUUGCUAAACAAAUUGAUAAACAAGCAACACAUGUAUCAUUUGAUCAUGUGAAUGGAUACUUGAGAGCAAGAGUUACGAUUGAUGUGAGCAAACCUCUUAGGAGGUGGAUACUGAUUGAGUCAGCUCGUAGAAAAUGUUCAGACCUGUAUGAUAUCCAAUACAAGAAUAGCAUUUCUUGUGAGCCGCUCGGCCUGAAUGGUAAAUGCGGGCGUUUAGAGAAGUUACGGAAGAAUGUAUGUGGCAGGAUCUUGGAUGCAACUCAAGCUCACAAAGCCGCCGCCAACGAAAAAGAUAGGGCAGAGAGUAGAGACUCGAUUCAGACCGAUGUCGACAGAACAAUACGGCGGCGGCUGGAUUCUUCGGAUCGGCAGAUCACGCCGCCGCCGGCGCAGCUGCCGGACGACCUGAUCCACUACAGCAUCCUCGCACGCCUCCCCUUCCGGCUGCUCCUCCGCCUCGCCCCCGUCUGCAAGGCGUGGCGCCACCUCAUCCUCCACGACCCCGUCUUCGCCCGCGUGCAGGCGCAGUGCCCCUCGCCGGCCUCCGGCGUCCUCGCCCGCUUCCACCAGGGCCGGCUCGAGGUCCUCACCCCCGGAGCCGCGGCCGCCACCGUCGCCCCGCCGGACGCCGGCCUCUCCUUCUUGCCCGUCGUCGACGCGCACCGGCAGCACCUCCGGCUCUGCUCCACCACGAGCGGCCUUCUUCUGGUCACCACCGGCAGCACCUUCUGGGUCGUCAACCCCGCGACCCGCGCGUUCCAUGAGAUCCCCUACGCCGGCGAGCGCGCCUUCAGGGCGUGCCUCGCGUACGACCCGGCGACGGCGCACCAGGAAAGCUACCACCUCGUCGUCCCCGCCCGGGUAAACAUGGAGCUGUGGAGGUUCUGGAUCUUCUCCUUCUCGUCGCUCCCGCGCGGAUGGCGCGCGUCGUGGGCGACCGUGCGGAUGCCGCCGUACGGCGGUGUGCAGCCCAAGGCUUUACAACUGGGCGGGCUCUCGUACUGGCUUUGCAACCGGGGCGACGUGCUCUGGUACAACUACGGCGCCGACGCGGCGGGCAAGCUGCCGCCGCCGCCGCAUGGGAAGAAGAGGCCGUCCUCCCUGGUCGACGGAGGAGGGUACAUGGAGGGCAGCAGGGAGCUGGUGGCGUGGCGCGGGAGGAUCGCGAUGGUGUCAGCGAGCCCCACCCUGCUGGCCGUGUGGGCGCUGUCGUCGUCGCCCUCCUCGGGCAAUGCCUCGCUGACGCGGUGGGAGAUGGUGCACCGGAGGAGCUGGGACGAAAUCCCUGGCAUGGCGCCCCCCGCGUCGCGCUUCCUGUGGUCGGUGGUGCCGGCGGGAGUGGACGUCGGCGCGGAGGUCUUGGGCCUGGCGGUGCGGAUCGGGUACAGGCAGCGCCGCGGCCACGGCGUGGGUGGUGGUGUUGACAACGAGAAUGUGUGGCGUCGCGAGGUGUUGCGGUACGACAUGCGUACCGACGCCACGGCCACGGUGGCGGAACUGGUCGGCAGGGAGAAGCACGACGACUUCGUCGUCUUCGGCUACCACUCCAGCAUGGCGCCAUUGUACUAGCAGCUAAUUAAAACCUCUCCAUCUCCAUCUCAAGGUUUUUUCUGACAGUAAUUUGAUGGAACUCGAUCAUCGCAGGUACUCAUGGUAUUCUGGAUAUUUCACUUUUCAGCUAUCUAUCUA
Messenger RNA from Triticum dicoccoides, 1995 nucleotides. RefSeq lists its product as uncharacterized. Lineage: Eukaryota; Viridiplantae; Streptophyta; Magnoliopsida; Poales; Poaceae. Gene Ontology annotation, molecular function: protein binding. Bases 1 to 1875 code for a protein of 624 amino acids. The record is from RefSeq and is a predicted model, not a curated record. The transcript is spliced from 5 exons.